GUUUGAGUGAGCAAACAGAGGGUGAAUGAAGUGACUUGCGGGCAGCUGGGUAGAGGAUGAGUCAACAUUGGUGUAAAGGACUUGAGCUUCAGGGUUCUCGGCAUUCGAGUCCUGGCCCUGCUGCUUGCCAGCUCUGUGCUGUGGCAAGUUACUUCCUCUCCCCAGGUCUCUCGGUUUCCUCAUCUGCUGCCUCUUCAGACUUCUGCCAGAACAUUGCACGCGACAGUUUGAGGCACAGAACUGACUGGCAGCAGGGGCUGCUCCACGAGUGGGAAUUUGCUCCAGCACUUCACAGACUGCAAGCGGGGCACUUGCUAACUCUUGGCCUCCCUGAACAUAGGAAACUCACCUGGGCAGCCAUGGAGUGGGACAAUGGCACAGGCCAGGCUCUGGGCUUGCCACCCACCACCUGUGUCUACCGCGAGAACUUCAAGCAACUGCUGCUGCCGCCUGUGUAUUCAGCGGUGCUAGCGGCUGGCCUGCCGCUGAACAUCUGUGUCAUUACCCAGAUCUGCACGUCCCGCCGGGCCCUGACCCGCACGGCCGUGUACACCCUAAACCUUGCCCUGGCCGACCUGCUGUAUGCCUGCUCCCUGCCCCUGCUCAUCUACAACUAUGCCCAAGGUGACCACUGGCCCUUUGGCGACUUCGCCUGCCGCCUGGUCCGCUUCCUCUUCUAUGCCAACCUGCAUGGCAGCAUCCUCUUCCUCACCUGCAUCAGCUUCCAGCGCUACCUGGGCAUCUGCCACCCGCUGGCCCCCUGGCACAAACGUGGGGGCCGCCGGGCCGCCUGGCUAGUGUGUGUAGCCGUGUGGCUGGCCGUGACAACCCAGUGCCUGCCCACAGCCAUCUUUGCUGCCACAGGCAUCCAGCGUAACCGCACUGUCUGCUAUGACCUCAGCCCGCCUGCCCUGGCCACCCACUAUAUGCCCUAUGGCAUGGCUCUCACUGUCAUCGGCUUCCUGCUGCCCUUUGCUGCCCUGCUGGCCUGCUACUGUCUCCUGGCCCGCCGCCUAUGCCGCCAGGACGGCCCGGCAGAGCCUGUGGCCCAGGAGCGGCGUGGCAAGGCGGCCCGCAUGGCUGUGGUGGUGGCUGCUGCCUUUGCCAUCAGCUUCCUGCCUUUCCACAUCACCAAGACAGCCUACCUGGCAGUGCGCUCGACGCCGGGCAUCCCCUGCCCUGUGUUGGAGGCCUUUGCAGCGGCCUACAAAGGCACGCGGCCGUUCGCCAGCGCCAACAGCGUGCUGGACCCCAUCCUCUUCUACUUCACCCAGAAGAAGUUCCGCCGGCGACCACAUGAGCUCCUACAGAAACUCACAGCCAAAUGGCAGAGGCAGGGUCGCUGAGUCCUCCAGGGCGUAGGCAGCCUUCAUAUUUGCCAUUGUGUCUGCGGCACCAGGAGCCCAUUCAACCAUGCGGAGAAUUAGAGCUCUGCUCAGCUGGGCAUGGAGUAAGAUCCCUCACAGGACCCAGAAGUUCACCAAAAACUAUUUCUUCAGCCCCUUCUCUGGCCCAGACCCUGUGGGCAUGGAGAUGGACAGACCUGGGCCUGGCUCUUGAGAGGUCCCAGUCAGCCAUGGAGAGCUGGGGAAACCACAUUAAGGUGCUCACAAAAAUACAGUGUGACGUGUACUGUCA
This is a messenger RNA of Pongo pygmaeus (Bornean orangutan), 1638 nucleotides long. It is a transcript of the gene P2RY6, whose product is annotated as pyrimidinergic receptor P2Y6. Gene Ontology annotation, biological process: G protein-coupled receptor signaling pathway; cellular response to pyrimidine ribonucleotide. The record is from RefSeq and is a predicted model, not a curated record. Gene Ontology annotation, cellular component: plasma membrane. Gene Ontology annotation, molecular function: G protein-coupled UTP receptor activity; G protein-coupled UDP receptor activity; G protein-coupled ADP receptor activity. The transcript has 2 exons. Bases 57 to 1346 code for a protein of 429 amino acids. NCBI's taxonomy places the organism in Eukaryota, Metazoa, Chordata, Mammalia, Primates, Hominidae.